AUGCACUUCCGAACCAAAACGAAAUUUCUUAAUUGGGUGAAUGCGGAUCCUUCCGAUCGCUUCGUAUUGAAGGACUACUUCCCUACUAACCUGGUUCGCGGAAUUCUGAGGCGCGCGCAUACAUACGCACAGCGUGUGUGCGCAGUGCGCGCAUUCCGCUCGCAACGCGAUCGAUACGAGGCAGAAACCGGCCUUCGGGGCAUAUACGAUGUGACGAAUGCAUGCGUGUGUCCGCGCAUUGGGCUACGUGCGCAUCCACUACGCGUCAUCGUAAGCGCGCAUGUGAUUCGGCUGGCCAAUCGGAUGGCGAAAGUGGAUGCUAAGCUUUCUGGCCCAAUGGGGUCGGACCACAAGGAGUGCAAGUUGCGUCUACGACGGACGCUCUCCAACUUGGUUACCGAUACUCGUUUUCGAGAUGGAGGCCUUUAG
Mesocestoides corti is the source of this 429-nucleotide messenger RNA. The record is from the annotation of a GenBank genome assembly. Lineage: Eukaryota; Metazoa; Platyhelminthes; Cestoda; Cyclophyllidea; Mesocestoididae.